This is a messenger RNA of Dromiciops gliroides (monito del monte), 581 nucleotides long. It is a transcript of the gene ATP5PF, whose product is annotated as ATP synthase peripheral stalk subunit F6. Bases 163 to 489 code for a protein of 108 amino acids. The transcript has 4 exons. Gene Ontology annotation, molecular function: proton transmembrane transporter activity. The record is from RefSeq and is a predicted model, not a curated record. Gene Ontology annotation, biological process: proton motive force-driven ATP synthesis. NCBI's taxonomy places the organism in Eukaryota, Metazoa, Chordata, Mammalia, Microbiotheria, Microbiotheriidae.
AGGGGGAAGAAGGGACAAAAAAAAGAUGGCGGUGGCGGGUGUUCGUCACAGGACCCGGAAGCAGUUUCCGUUCCGUUUCCUGCCGAAAAACUUGCCGUGGAUCUUACCUAGGCCGACUAAAGUCACCGCGGGUUUCCAACGUUCCUCCCUCUCCGGAUCACCAUGGCUCUUAAAAGUCUUUCCAGGUUUUUAUCUCUUGUUCAGUCCACAACUUCAGUAUAUUUUCGAAGGAACAUUGGUAUUACAGCUGUUGCAUUUAACAAGGAACUUGAUCCUGUUCAAAAACUCUUUGUAGACAAAAUUAGAGAAUAUAAAUCCAAGAGACAGGCAGCUGGAGGACCUGUUGAUAUAGGUCCUGAAUAUCAACAAGAUCUGGACAGGGAACUGUUCAAGCUUAAGCAGAUGUAUGGUAAAGCAGACAUGAAUACAUUCCCAACAUUCAAAUUUGAAGACCCCAAAUUUGAAGAGGCACCAAAACCCCAGUCUUAAGGAGUAACUACAGAAUGUAUCUUGCUGUUUAAUUAUUUGUCAUGAAUUAGUCAUAUGACUAAUCAAUAAAUUUUAAUUUCACUUUCACCAAA